Molecule: messenger RNA, 2007 nt
Organism: Penicillium coprophilum
Lineage: Eukaryota; Fungi; Ascomycota; Eurotiomycetes; Eurotiales; Aspergillaceae
Exons: 4
Coding region: 1-2007 (668 amino acids)
Biological process (GO): poly(A)+ mRNA export from nucleus
Cellular component (GO): nucleus
Molecular function (GO): RNA binding; protein binding
Source: RefSeq, a predicted model, not a curated record
AUGAAGAGCAUGAAACCUCGCCGCGGCGCCAACGAUCGCGGGGGAAUUCGCAAGCGGGGCCCUACUCGAACCGACCGAGAUGGCGACAUGGACAUGGAUGUGGGCGGUGCUCGUGCGAAGAGAAACCGUGCCGACAAGUCUGCCCUAGGUGGCCGCGCCGCCGGGGCCGGUGCAGGUGGCCGAGCUGCAGGAACUAGUAACCGGACCCAGACUCGCAACAAGCUCAUGGAUGCGGAUGUGAUUCAAAGAGCCAUUUCCAGCGCCGAUAGCCAAGCGAAUAUUCAACACGGCGGCAAGAAAAAGACAGGCGGCGACCUGGAACCGUUCAGUGUCCGAGGAUGGAAAGAAAGCAAGGCGGCAAGCAAUCGUGAUGGCGGCCUCGAGAGCCUCAUCGCAUUCCUCGAACGACGUAUGAAUUCUUUUAUCAAAUCCGGACCCCGCGCAAGGAUUACAAAGUCGCGCACUGAAGGUGACACCCUUGUGGCAUUCGUUCGGCCUGAUCUAGCGGGUCACAUGCUUCGCAUCAACAACAAUGUCUUCGCCGGAACUCAUAUAACUGUUGAAGCAUACACUGCCGCCACCGCACUUGACAAUGAACUGGCUGCAGUGGCCCCCGUUCCUGGCUCGACCGCCGAUACCAAGAAUAAGAUGACUACUAUCCUCGGCAAACGCUUUUUCCCUGCCACUAAGCUACUCGACUUGUCAAAGAUGAUGGAUGAUCCUGAAUUACACGACAUGGGAGUCUUCGAGAGCAUGUCUACUAAGUCUAAGUUCUUCCCUGCUCUUAUGAAGGUCUGGGAAUUGGGAUUCAAGAAUGCAUCCGAGCGACGUGAGGCAGUCGAAAGUGUCAGUCUGGCGGGAAACAGCCUCAACAACAUCACCUCCGUGACAACCCUUGCACAAACCUUCCCUGAUAUCCAAUAUCUGGACCUCUCAAACAACAACAUUAAAAAUGCGGCAGCGAUGACUGCAUGGCGAUGGAAAUUCCGCAACCUCAUCUUUCUUGACUUGACUGAUAACGAGAUCAGUUCCGAUCCCACUUUCAAGGACACCAUGCUCAAGUGGUACCCCAAGUUGCAGACUUUAAACAACGUGCAAGUGCGAACUCCGGAAGAGGUCGCCGCUCAGAAAAGAACACCGAUCCCUGUCUUGCCCCCUCACUUUGUCGACGAAUCUCAAGUCGGCGAAAAUUUUGUCCGUGCUUUCUUCCCUGGCUAUGACAACGAUCGCAACAGCCUCGUUAGCAGCGUCUACGAUGAUCAAUCCACUUUCUCGCUGAAUGUAAAUACCACCGCUCCCCGGGCCGGUCAAACCGAGACCGCAGGCUGGGGUGAAUACAUCAGAAAGAGCCGAAAUCUAGACAAGAUCAGCCACCUUUCCGCACGGAUGUCGCGCUCCUACAAGGGCGUUGAGAAAAUCCGUGAGGUUUUCAAUGAGCUCCCCCCUACUCGCCACCCCGACCUUGUCGCAAAGGCAGAUCAAUGGCUCGUUGAAUGCCACCCGGUCCCUCAUCUCCCUGACCCUACUGGGCAGAGCCCCACUGGCGUUGGUGGCCUCUCCCUCAUGGUGCAUGGACAACUUGAGGAGAGCGUCGGUGGCAAGGUUGAGAUCCGCAGCUUCGACCGAACCUUUAUUCUUGGCCCCGGUAACACCCCCGGUGGCAUCCGAGUUGUCAACGAGAUUUUCUGCCUGCGCGCUUACGGUGGACAUGAGGCAUGGUCCCCUGAGAUUCAGGCACUUUCUCAAGUCUCUCAGACUGCAGCACCUGCUGCCCCGAGUGGCACCGUUGCUGAAGGAUAUGGCUUGCCCCGACCUGGGAAGUCCGAUACCCAGCUUCAGCAGGAGCAGAUGGUCACUCAGAUGAGUAGCAAAUCAGGCAUGACUUUCCAAUACUCAGAGAUGGCCCUCGCGGGCAAUGGCUGGAAUCCCGAGCUUGCUUGGAAAAACUUCGAACAGCUCAAGGCUACCAAUGCACUUCCUCCCACCGCUUUUCUUGCUCCAGCGUGA